Messenger RNA from Camelina sativa (false flax), 688 nucleotides. RefSeq lists its product as uncharacterized. NCBI's taxonomy places the organism in Eukaryota, Viridiplantae, Streptophyta, Magnoliopsida, Brassicales, Brassicaceae. Gene Ontology annotation, cellular component: mitochondrion. The record is from RefSeq and is a predicted model, not a curated record.
AUCCUUAAACACAAGUUAAAAAAUACUGAAACGGAAUCGAGUUCUCUCUCUCGGCGCCGUCGUAUAAAAAAAACCUCACCGCCGUAGCCAUCAACCCACCUUCGUUUCAGAAAUGGCGAAUAAGAUUGCAAUGUUUCUAUCGGAAGCAAUAAACAACAAUGCUGUCAUAAACACUUGUCUUGGGGUAUCGUUUGUGGUUUUGGGAUUGAGAUCUGAUCAACAGCAGAAGUAUGUCGAGGCCUUAGCAGAGCAGAAGGAUUCGCUUUCCAAGUCUAACAAGGCAAUGAAAGUCACUAUGUGGGAGUGGAAACAGCAGCUCUUUGCUGAAGCUGCUUCCGCUGGUGCUUCUGCGGUUGUUCCUCUUUCCACGCUCAAGGCCAUCUAUGGUGAAGUCAUAGCAACUACUCAGUCAGGUGACACAGCCAAGGAAGAGUCUAAAGUGUCUACCCCCAAGAUCAUGAUAUGAGAGGGUUGCUCGCAUCAAUUUCUAGAUUUUUCAAAUGUUGAGUUGAGAUUUCAUUGAGAGUAGUUAACGAUAAUGUUUGUGGUUGCAUCGUAAACCUUUCUCUUACAGUGGCCAUGUUGAACAGAUUUACCUUGUUAAUGGCUGUAAUGUUGUGUUGUGUUGUGUCGUGUCGUGUCGUGUAUGUCUUUUAAAUUUGUGGGCACAAUUUUUGGUUAGAGGUCU